CUUUUCUGUUGAUGAAGGACCUCCUCAUAUAUCUCCACUCACCUGAGAAGUAUUGGUCCCCUGCAGAGAUCGGUUGCUUUCCAGAUAAAACACUAAAUGUGCAAUUUUGCUGUUGUCAGACAGAUUUGAUUACUUGCAAAUGAGCAUUUAUCACAGGUAACUGUAAUAAAAGUUGUUGCAGUCGUUGCAACAAUGGCAGUUGUUGUAGGAGGCCUGGUAGUAGCAGUUGCAAUCGAAGUCGUGAUUGAUUCAUUUGAACAAGCUGAUUCGGACACGUCAUUUGGACGGACAGGACUCCUCCAGCCUCGUAUGACAGACUGAGAGCUCAUCAUGGAGCACAUGUCGUCUCCGGUCAGGCUCCGCAGCAAUAAAGCUCUUUCAGAAAAGGAGGGCUCCUUGACUGUGGAACAACGGAGGACCGACUGGCAGAUGCAGCAGCAUUAUGGCCAAAUGCGUCGCGUGCUGCCAUUGCAGUCGUCCACUUUGUCCAUCGAGGACCAGGAGGACACACAGCUGCCCUACGCCAUGAGGGAUCUGCCUCCCGCUCCUCGGCCUGGUGAACAGACACCAGACCGCCAGACGCCAGUCAAUGACCGUGAGCUGGAGGGAUCUGGAAUGGGAACUACUGCAAAACUACCUAGCUGUCCCGGGACCCCACUUCAGCCCCGUUCCCUCUCCCGCAGCCCUGCUGGCUCUCCAGUGGCCCCCCCGAGGCCGCAUCGUGCAGCGACGGAGAAUCAGUUUCAGCCCCUGUCUCUGAGGAGGCAGCUGGCCACUCAGGGGUCUCUGGACUCACCGCUCAGCCCUUCCUCACGACCACAGAGCCCCUGGGGACGUUUUGACCCCUAUGACUCUCCAGAGGAUCAGGACAAGGAGUAUGUGGGCUUUGCCACACUGCCCAACCAGGUGCACAGAAAGACAGUGAAGAAAGGUUUCACAUUUACUCUCAUAGUAGCAGGAGAGUCUGGUCUGGGUAAAUCCACGCUGAUCAACAGUCUGUUCCUCACAGACCUGUAUAAAGACAGGAAGGUUCCUAAUGCAGAGGAGCGGAUCUCUCAGACAGUUACAAUCACCACACACUCCAUUGGCAUUGAGGAGAAGGGAGUCAAACUGCGGCUGACCAUUGUAGACACACCGGGGUUUGGAGAUGCUGUCAACAACACAGAGAGCUGGAAGGAAAUAGAAGACUACAUCGACCGGCAGUUUGAGCAGUAUUUCAGAGACGAGAGCGGGCUGAACAGAAAGAACAUCCAGGACAACAGAGUCCACUGCUGCCUCUACUUCAUCUCUCCCUUUGGCCACGGCCUGCGACCUUUGGAUGUGGAGUGUAUGAAGGCUUUGCAUGAGAAGGUCAACAUAAUUCCUGUACUGGCCAAAGCUGACAGCCUGACGCCCGCAGAGGUCUGCAGGAAGAAGAUGAAGAUCAAAGAAGAAAUCAAGCAGUUUGGGAUCAGCAUCUACCAGUUUCCAGAUUGCGAUUCAGAUGAGGAUGAAGCGUUUAAAAAACAGGACCAGAUACUCAAGGACAGCAUCCCGUUUGCAGUAAUCGGCAGUAACCUUCAGGUGGAGAGUAAAGGCCGCAAGUUCAGGGGUCGACUCUAUCCAUGGGGAAUGGUAGAAGUGGAAAACCCGGCUCACUCGGACUUCCUGCUGCUGAGGAACAUGCUGAUGAGAACCCACAUGCAGGAUCUGAAGGACGUGACGAGGGAGACGCACUACGAGAACUACCGAGCCCAGUGCAUCCAGAGCAUGACCCGCAUGGUGGUGCAGGAGAAGAAACGCAGUAUACGGGACAAGAUUCGUCAGGAGAGCAGGACAGAUUUCCCUCUGCCGCUGGCUGCCAUCGACACAGAGAAGGAAAGACUGAUCUUGGAGAAAGACGAGGAGGUGUAUCUCACUCAGCGACUCGGUCACUUCAUUUAUUUAUUUAUUUUCUCACUCAUAAAUAAUCUCCACACCUCCCUCAUCACACUCUCUCCCCCUCUGCAGCUGAGGAAGAUGCAGGAGGUGCUGGAGAGGAUUCAGGAGCAGAUGCAAAACAGCCAGAAAGGAGACUUCUGAUUUACCCAGCGUCCCUUGGAGAGCAGAGGAACGUCGAGAAGGCCCAAAAUAGAGAAGCUUGAUCCUGGCCAUGAAAACACAACUUGAAUAACAAUGAAUUCAGCCAUAUUACUUUCUCAGCUUAGGCAUUUAUCUGGUGCUGCACAGGGACAGCUGCGAGGGAGCAGUCAGAGGUUUUGUGUCAUGCUCAAGGGCACUUUGGCAGGACACAUAGGAGUCGAUUGAUCCUGUUACUUCUCAGCUAGGGGAUAAUGUCUGUAAAUGUCAGGUCACUCUGCAGCUGUUAUUCAUCUAUUUUACUCUAUUCUUUGCAUGAUUUGUGUUCCAGUAUGGAUCCAAGUUGAUGACAGUGCAACAUUGCCACCUAGUGGCCAUAGUAGUACUUUGAAACUUUGAGUUUUAAAGGAACAGUUCACCCAAAAUACAAAAAAAAAAAAAAAAAAUCCCAUUUAUUCCCAGGGCAUCUAUCUCAUCAUAUCCUGUAGGGAAUCUGUCCAUUCAGGUAGUGUCUGUGUGAUUUGACGAGAUUUCCCGCUUGCCUUGACCGUCCCUGUCUCCUGGCACCCAAAAACAAUCUUGGUUAUGCUUGGUGUCAUCACUCUCCAAACAGCUGUUGCUAUUGUGUUUUUUGAGUACAUUCUUCGAGCCCACAUAUAAAUAAACAAUAAAUAAAUAAUGGCCAAAUCACAUGGAUCUGGAGAGAUAGCCUGCAGUAGGAGUAAGUGGGAAAAUAUUAAUAUAUAUCUGUUUGAGGAAAAUGUUUCUUUAAGUCUUUACAAGUAUGUGACAUGCUCAUUGGUUUUAUGGAUUUUGUAUUUUUCAUCUUUAAACUGAAUUUUACUAUUUUGUAACUGGGGAUGACGAGUAAAAGUGUGAAUAAAGAACUUUCAAACCCCACUGUAA
Molecule: messenger RNA, 2964 nt
Organism: Myripristis murdjan (pinecone soldierfish)
Lineage: Eukaryota; Metazoa; Chordata; Actinopteri; Holocentriformes; Holocentridae
Gene: septin4a
Product: septin 4a
Exons: 14
Coding region: 331-2061 (576 amino acids)
Molecular function (GO): GTP binding
Source: RefSeq, a predicted model, not a curated record